Messenger RNA from Etheostoma cragini (Arkansas darter), 1542 nucleotides. It is a transcript of the gene bdkrb1, whose product is annotated as bradykinin receptor B1. Lineage: Eukaryota; Metazoa; Chordata; Actinopteri; Perciformes; Percidae. Gene Ontology annotation, molecular function: bradykinin receptor activity. The record is from RefSeq and is a predicted model, not a curated record. The coding region runs from base 1 to 1137 and encodes 378 amino acids. Gene Ontology annotation, biological process: G protein-coupled receptor signaling pathway; neutrophil chemotaxis; immune response. The transcript is spliced from 2 exons. Gene Ontology annotation, cellular component: membrane.
AUGAGCCCUGUUCCACACGUGUCUUUUAUUAGGAGCAUUUUGAUCAAAUAUAUGGCCAUGGAGCCAAUGACUGUGGCAACACUGUGGUCUGAAAACAGCAGUUUGUCCCUAUCAUUUGGUCCGACAGAUGAACCGAUCUCGGCAGAAUUCAAGCUAAUCUACACCAUCAUACCCCCGUACAUCUUCACCUUAUGCCUGUUGGGCCUUCUCUUAAACAGCUUUGUCCUGGGGGUGUUAUUCGCCCACAAGGAUCACCUGACUAUUGCGGAGAUCUACCUGAGCAACCUGGCCAUGGCUGACUUUAUUCUUCUGUGUGGCCUCCCCUUCUGGGCAAUGAACAUCCUAAACGAAUUCAACUGGCCGUACGGAGAUGUCUUAUGCAAACUGGUCAACUCCAUCAUAAUCAUCAAUUUCUACACCAGCACCCAAACCCUGGUCAUGAUUAGUGUUGACCGCUACCUGGCACUUGUGAAACCCAUGAAGGCCAGGUGGCUGAGACGGACACUCUUUGCCAAGGUGAUCUGCUCCAUCCUGUGGAUAUCAGCAGUCGUACUGAGCAUGCCAACCAUUGUUCACAGAAAGGUGAAGUUGAUCAAGGAGUUGGACACAAUGUCCUGCAUACUGGAUUAUAAUCAUGACAGCUCUUGGAAAUUGGCCCAUCAGAUUCUGGUAAAUGUUGUAGGCUUUGUACUCCCUGUUGUGGUCAUUGGUUUCAGCAGUGGAAACAUAAUCAAGGCUUUUGUCAAGAGGAGGGAGAGUGUAGCUUAUCCUGACACUAAUGACACAAAGGCCACAGUACUGGUGUAUGCUGUCACACUACUUUUCUUACUGUGCUGGGGUCCCUUCCAGGUAUUUACCUUCCUCGACACACUCUGUGAUCUCCACGUGUUGGAUGAGAAGCUGUGGUACCACACUCUUGAUGUAGGAGGCCAGGUUUCAGUGUAUCUGGCCUUUCUCAAUAGUGCUCUAAACCCAGUGCUAUAUGUUUUCUCAGGGCAGUACUUUAGGAGGAAGGUUAGCGCCAUCUACAGGAGGACUAGACGUCGCAGAGAAUCAGAGAUGACCACAUAUCAACGCUCUGUUGUGUCCACUUACAUUAACAGAACAGAGCAAAUUAAGACUGUGGUCAUUGUUUAAUGCAGAUUGAGGUGUGACUCUUCAUGACAUCAUCCAUUUACAUUGCUGCUUAUGGAAAAUGUGAUGCAACAUGCAGGAUAUGAGUCUUAAGAUUCUGAUUUCAUUUCCUGAGACUUAAUGUAAUAAUAAUGCUUUACCACCACUAACAAAUAAUGUAUUUGCAGAUAUAAUGGGCACAGCCAGAGAUAAUGGCUGUAAUCUGUAGAAGAAAUGGAAGCAGAUUAUAUGUUUACAAUCCAAAGACACUUUUGUCUUGCUCUGCAGACAUGCAGUAUGUAUUCUGACUCCCAACUGCAGUUUAAAUCUGCAGGCUACCAAGAGAGAAAGGACACUUAACACUGUAUACAUUACCUUCCCCUUGCACAUUAUGUUUUGACAUGUAAACUUAAAAUGUAUUCAGCAGUG